CUAGGAGACAGGCUGGGACCCCCCCCCCCUUGCAUCCCCCCUCCCCAACAUCCAUCCUGGGGCCUGCUGGGUGGGGGGAGGGGGUUGCAGGUAGAGAAAGGGUUCCCAUCGAUGCCUGGCCUUAUUGUCACAGUGGGGGCACCAUCCCUGGGACCCCACUGCCUCACCCCACUCAGUUGUGGGUGAGGCAUCCUCGGGACCCCCAGUGCCUGACCCUGAGCAUGGGGCUCCAUCCUCAGGAUCCCCAGUGCCUGAUCACUCUGCUGGGGUUUACAGAGGCCGUGGGGUCCCCCAGUGCCCACCCCACUGCCAUAGAGGUCACCAGCCCUGCUGCCCCCAGAUUUCUAGCCCUGGUGAGUGCUGGUGCUGGGGGGGUCUGGCACAGUUCCCGGCCUCCCCCCCCCCGCACUGUGUUCUGUUGACUGUUGGUAGCAACGCUGUGGCUCCUGGUGACGGUUGCUGUCCUCCCCCUGCUGUGCCCACUCUACCGUUGCCACCGGAUGGGACAGACCCCAGACUCCCCCAGGGUCCCCCCUGUCUGCACAGAGUCCCCAGGGCAGCCCCCCUCCCCAGGCUGGACAACUUGGGGGCUCCCACAGCUGACAUCUGUGUGGGCUGAUUUCAUGACUGCUGGACUCCUGGCCAUGACAAAGCGCGAGUGCAUCUCCAUCCACGUGGGCCAAGCGGGCGUGCAGAUCGGCAAUGCGUGCUGGGAGCUGUACUGCCUGGAGCACGGCAUCCAGCCCGACGGGCAGAUGCCCAGCGACAAGACCAUCGGCGGGGGGGACGACUCCUUCAACACCUUCUUCAGCGAGACGGGCGCCGGCAAGCACGUGCCCCGGGCCGUGUUCGUGGACCUGGAGCCCACGGUGAUCGACGAGGUGCGCACCGGGACGUACCGGCAGCUCUUCCACCCCGAGCAGCUGAUCACGGGCAAGGAGGAUGCGGCCAACAACUACGCCCGCGGGCACUACACCAUCGGCAAGGAGAUCAUCGACCUGGUCCUUGACCGCAUCCGCAAGCUGGCUGACCAGUGCACAGGGCUGCAGGGCUUCCUGGUGUUCCACAGCUUUGGCGGUGGCACCGGCUCUGGCUUCACCUCCCUGCUGAUGGAGCGGCUCUCUGUCGACUACGGCAAGAAGUCCAAGCUGGAGUUCUCCAUCUACCCGGCCCCGCAGGUGUCCACGGCCGUGGUGGAGCCCUACAACUCCAUCCUCACCACCCACACCACCCUGGAGCACUCCGACUGUGCCUUCAUGGUGGACAACGAGGCCAUCUACGACAUCUGCCGCCGCAACCUGGACAUCGAGCGCCCCACCUACACCAACCUGAACCGCCUCAUCAGCCAGAUCGUGUCCUCCAUCACGGCCUCGCUGCGCUUUGACGGAGCCCUGAACGUCGACCUGACAGAAUUCCAGACCAACCUGGUGCCGUACCCGCGCAUCCACUUCCCGCUGGCCACCUACGCCCCGGUCAUCUCUGCAGAGAAGGCUUAUCACGAGCAGCUGACAGUGGCUGAAAUCACCAACGCCUGCUUCGAGCCGGCCAACCAGAUGGUGAAGUGUGACCCGCGGCACGGCAAGUACAUGGCGUGCUGCCUGCUGUACCGCGGGGACGUGGUGCCCAAGGAUGUCAACGCCGCCAUCGCCACCAUCAAAACCAAGCGCACCAUCCAGUUUGUGGACUGGUGCCCCACUGGUUUCAAGGUGGGCAUCAACUACCAGCCGCCCACGGUGGUGCCCGGGGGCGACCUGGCCAAGGUGCAGCGCGCCGUGUGCAUGCUGAGCAACACCACGGCCAUCGCCGAGGCCUGGGCCCGCCUGGACCACAAGUUUGACCUGAUGUACGCCAAGCGGGCGUUCGUGCACUGGUACGUGGGGGAGGGCAUGGAGGAGGGAGAGUUCUCAGAGGCCCGUGAGGAUAUGGCUGCCCUGGAGAAGGAUUAUGAAGAGGUGGGAGCUGACAGCAUGGAAGGAGAGGAGGACGGGGAGGAAUACUAGUGCCUUGUCCCCGGUGUUACACCGUGGUGCUGUUCAUUAAAAUCGCUCUUUCCAAAGUUGCCU
Molecule: messenger RNA, 2063 nt
Organism: Oenanthe melanoleuca
Lineage: Eukaryota; Metazoa; Chordata; Aves; Passeriformes; Muscicapidae
Product: tubulin alpha-1C chain
Exons: 4
Coding region: 501-2000 (499 amino acids)
Biological process (GO): mitotic cell cycle; microtubule cytoskeleton organization
Cellular component (GO): cytoplasm; microtubule
Molecular function (GO): GTP binding; structural constituent of cytoskeleton
Source: RefSeq, a predicted model, not a curated record